Molecule: messenger RNA, 1608 nt
Organism: Papilio xuthus (Asian swallowtail)
Lineage: Eukaryota; Metazoa; Arthropoda; Insecta; Lepidoptera; Papilionidae
Product: 28S ribosomal protein S27, mitochondrial
Exons: 2
Coding region: 256-1563 (435 amino acids)
Cellular component (GO): mitochondrion
Source: RefSeq, a predicted model, not a curated record
CUUUUAUAUACUCUUUGUCUGGCAGUGACAGCUAGACCUAACCUGAAACUCCAAAACAAUUUUGUUUCAAUUUUGUUUUAAGAUAUUACUUUUGUGCAAUUUGUAUAAAUUUCAACUGUGAAUGUUUUACUCAUUAAAUAACUACUAAAAAUCGUCAUGAAUACAUGCUACUAUUAAUUAACCUUAAUCGUUGGUUCAACACGCAAAAUAAGAACCUCAUUUUCAAAUAUUAAUAAGUAGGAAAUUCAAAUCAAUAUGUUGAUUCGCGGGAAUAAAUAUCUAUUAAAUAGGUACAUUUUUGUAAAAAAGGUCCAAAAGCGAUCAUUUUUAACGAAUGAAUAUAAAUGUGAACCAGCUUGGAAUGUGCAAAAGUCUUCUCCUAUAUUAAAUAAUGUUAAUCUAAAUGAUUUUUACACUACUUUGAAUCAAAAUUAUGCUUCGAAAGGUGUUAUUAGUGCAAUAGAUGUAGACAUAUUUGCGAAUGCUAUAAAGGAGCCCACAUAUCUUGACGAACUAAAGGAGCUUUUGCACAAAUUGAGAAUGUCUGCUGAAACUGGAAACACACUUCAAUCGACACAUCAUGCCACAGUUAGAAGUUAUGUUGAUUUUGGGAAUGAGCAAGAAUUAAUUGAUAUUCUUAAGGAUCCCUUAAACUAUGGCAUAUUCCUUGAUGACUUUGCUGCUAAUAUUUUGUUGGAUAAACUUAUAACAUCAAACAAAUAUGAAUUAGCUGCACAAGUUGCCGCACUUAUAAUGCUUCAGGAAGAUUUUACUAAUGAAAUAACAUGCACAUUAAGUCAAUAUGCAUGUUAUAAAUAUAUAGUCAAUUAUAAGGAUUUACCCCCAGAGCCUCCAAAAGCAGAAGAGAAAAAGAAAAUAGAAGAAAAGAAAAUAAGAGUUAAAUUUCUUAGGAACUACUACCAUGAUGAUCAUUUUGAUAUUAAAGAUUUAAUGUUAUUGUCUGGUAAAACUUUGGCUUGGAUCUCAAGAAACAAUAAGGAUAAUAUCAGUAACAAUUUGCAAAUAAUUGGUUGGAUGUAUUACAAAAAAUAUGACUCUCUUUUAACUUUAUGUGAAAACUUUAAAAACCUUAAGUCAUUUAAAAUAUACAGUGAAGUAAUUGAGUUGCUGCAGAAAGAAAUCAGUAAAUCUGAAGAAAAGGAUUCUUUAGAAAAAUGCAUUUCAUUUUUAAAUAAAUGUCCAAAAGCUGAUGGUAUAUUAGAAGAAUCUAUUAAAAAUUUAAUUGAAGAUGCCAUUAACAAAACACAUAAAAAUGAUAUUUCAUCACAACAGAAGUUGUUUGAAAAUUGGCUAUCUACAAGGGAAGAAAAACUAAAUGAGCAAAUACAGCGACUAUCCAGAGCUCAAAGAAUAGUAGAAGUUGAAAAGAAACAGAAGGAAUUAGAAGUGCAAGAACAAAAGUUGUGGUUCUUUGAAAAUGAAGAGAAAAUUGACUUGGAAAUUGAAAAUAAAGAAAAGCUUCAUACAAGUACUGAAAAAAAUGACAUAGAUGUAAACGAUGAGAAUUAUAUUCCACCUGAAAUAUUGCCAAAACGUAAAUAACUUAAUUAGUCAAAGUCAUUAAAAUAAAUUUCAAAUGUAAGUGAA